This is a messenger RNA of Schizosaccharomyces octosporus yFS286, 850 nucleotides long. RefSeq lists its product as uncharacterized. Lineage: Eukaryota; Fungi; Ascomycota; Schizosaccharomycetes; Schizosaccharomycetales; Schizosaccharomycetaceae. The transcript is spliced from 2 exons. The record is from RefSeq and is a predicted model, not a curated record. The annotation marks the transcript as partial.
AUGAAUGAAAAAGAAAAGGAAGGACAUCAAAAAUCUGUCGAACCAGUAAAAGUUGCUUGUUUGAGCUGUUCUACAAAUUCUGACAGCGAUUUACCUAAAUACAGCGAAAUCCCGUAUUCUCAUGUUGACAAUAUGGAGAAAGGUUGUUUAUGUUUACAUUCCGAUCCAGAUCCAGUUCCACCAUACUCAAGAAGACAUCAAGAAGCUUCUAUUCACAUGGCGCAAGGAAACGGUUUCUUUAUUCUUUUACGAGAUGUCUUGUCGGCAUUAUUGUGGUUAAUUUCUGGCCGGCAAAAAUUGUGAGAAUCCCGGAAGCACAACGAAGACAGGAAAAUGAAGCUCUUCGGCUUGGUUGGUGCCUUUAUGGUUCAAUUAUAUUGAACUUUGUCUUUCUUACAAAUACCUUGUCCCCUUUAUAAAGGAAUCAAUGAAAGAAUCUGUAAGGUUAUGGUUUCAGAUUACUGUAGCAGCUGUUCUUGUCAUCGUGGCUUUCUACAUGUUUCUAUAUGUUUGUUCAUUGUUGGUGGAUUUUAUCGUUAUACUUAUUCCUCUAGUUGCUUCUGGGGGUUCUUCACUGUUUUCUGGAAUAUCUUCAUUUCUUUCUUCGCUUUUUUCUGGGAUUAGUAGUGCUAUUACGAGUGCUCUAGGUUUCAGGAUGCCGUCAGAAAGAAACGACUUGACGGCUGAUAGUUGUAUCCCAUUAAACAGCAUGUCAUCAGAGCCUGAAUAUCAAUUUAAUGAUUGUAGUGAUAAUACUUUGGAGCAACCGUCCUCUGAACAUUCUGAACAAUCUCCAGGGUUACGCCGGGAACCUGGUCAUUCUAGGGACGUUAAAAGCAGCAGGAGUUGA